This is a messenger RNA of Mercurialis annua (annual mercury), 1868 nucleotides long. RefSeq lists its product as uncharacterized. The coding region runs from base 310 to 1626 and encodes 438 amino acids. NCBI's taxonomy places the organism in Eukaryota, Viridiplantae, Streptophyta, Magnoliopsida, Malpighiales, Euphorbiaceae. The transcript has 2 exons. The record is from RefSeq and is a predicted model, not a curated record.
GAGACUAGUGUCGACAAGCAUCAAUACUUAUUUCUCUCUCUCUCUCUCUAUAUCUAUCUGCUGUUAAAGAUUUUAUUCCUCCUUCCUUCUCGGUUUUAGCUCAUUCCCUUCUUCACUUUCACCUGUUCAUCUUCUUUAAACAACUUCAAUUCCAUUACCCUUCUAAAAAUAGAACUUGCCCAACAAUCAGACAUCGAUUCACCAUCUGGGUCUUGGUUAAAUCUUGAUUUGAAGCAUCACUCGCUAGCUCACUGAGUUACUCACUAAAUCAUUUUAUUAACUUAAAAGGUUCAUUUUCUAGGAGCUGCAAUGGAUUCGCCACAAUCGGUUGUGUCACCAUUCAAGACUUCAGUUAUAAGUGAGCCAGAGAAGCAGAAAUUUGAUUCUUCUGUUCGUAACUCUAGUAUUUUAUCCAAGGAGACUGAGGUUCAGAGGAAAGAAGUCACAAACGGCAACGAGGAGGAUUACAUUGGUAUGCUCGAUGUCUACGUACAUCAGGCUAGGGAUAUUCAAAACAUUUGCAUUUACCACAAGCAGGAUGUUUAUGCUAAGUGUUGCCUGACUAGUGAUCCUGAAAACACUGUCCCCACCAAAACCAUCAAUGGCGGUGGAAGGAAUCCGGUUUUUAAUGAUAAUCUCCGACUCAAUGUAAGGACCGUUGAUUGCUCACUUAAAUGUGAGAUAUUCAUGAUGAGCAGGGUGAGGAAUUAUAUGGAAGAUCAGCUGUUAGGGUUUGCUUUGGUGCCUUUAUCUGAAGUAGUGAUCAAGAACGGAAAGCUGGAGAAGGAAUUCUCGCUUUCUUCAACAGAUUUGUUUCAUUCUCCAGCAGGAUUUGUUCAGUUAUCUCUGUCUUAUAGUGGAGCUUCUCCGGACGUAAUGGCAAUUCCGUCAAUGCCUACUGCUCUAGCUGCAGGUGGAUCUAUGCAGGACACAGAGAUACAGGAAUCUAUGCCCUGCGAAUUUGAUGAGAUUGAGUUCCCUGAUCCUAAAAUUGUCAAUGAAAACCAGAUGAUGGUUUCCGAGUAUUAUGCGAUCUCAUGUAACAAUGAGGACUCUGAAACCUCAGAGAGCUUUAUCACUUCUGAAGUUGAAGACCAUGUUAGUUCUGACAUGUGUACUAAUGUCGUGGAAAGCUAUUCGGUUGCUACUGUUGAGUCUGUUGGAGCACUUAAGCAUGACUCGCCAACCGAAGCUCCAAAGCGUGACUCGCCUCCAAGCAGCAUAUCAACAAAUGGAGUUUCGUCUCCUUCAAUUGCUGUAAGCUCAGAUACAUCUGAUGCUCCCGCAGAUACGAAAACACAGCAUCAGGAACAUGACUCGGCCCAGAAAGAGAAAAAGGGAGGAGACGGCGAGAGUGAUUCCUCCUGCGAGACACAAACCGAGAAAUUCCCCAAGCCGAUUAUCAAUAUGAACUUUGAGCCAGAGCAGAAAGUUGUCCAGCAAGACAUAGUAGACAUGUACAUGAAAAGCAUGCAGCAAUUCACUGAAUCAUUAGCAAAGAUGAAGCUUCCAUUGGACAUGGAUAGCGGACCAACGAGUUCAGGAAGUUCAACUUCGGAUCAGAAAACGCAAUCGUCAAAGAACAGCGGUUCCCGCGUGUUUUACGGGAGUCGGGCUUUUUUCUGAGCUUUAGUUCGCACCGGUUCGGAGGAAAACACACAGGUGACUUUUAGACUUUAGCACGGUGACUAAUACUAAUAGUGAACUGUAAUAAUGUAUCAUGUAGUGUGUGUUUUUUUCCUUUUGUAUGUUGAGAUGUUUUAGAUGACUCGGAAAUCAUGACUUUGUAUGUUUUAUCAUCAUCAUCAGCUUUGUUCUAUAACCAGCUGCUGUUUAGUAUAAAUAGAAAAUUUCCCCUUUUUCUUUAA